This is a messenger RNA of Cyprinodon tularosa, 3492 nucleotides long. Its product is annotated as zinc finger protein 638-like. The transcript is spliced from 9 exons. The record is from RefSeq and is a predicted model, not a curated record. The coding region runs from base 48 to 3317 and encodes 1089 amino acids. Lineage: Eukaryota; Metazoa; Chordata; Actinopteri; Cyprinodontiformes; Cyprinodontidae.
UUGAUAAGAUCAGCCUCUGCAGGGAGCUUCAAGAGUCUGCUAACACCAUGUCUCACCCCUUCUUUAACACCAGUCUUUCAGGAAACCAACUGUUCACCCAGAUCCGUAAUUUUCCACCAAUGAAAGACAUUCCCAAUGGGUUUUCUAGUGUUGGAUCUGCAAACAGUUUGUCUUCCUCUGGAGCUUCAUCUGUAAUUGUUGCCAGCUACAUGUCAGGUCAAAACAAACCCAUAUCAAAUAAUAACACAGAACGGUUAGAGGACUCAGUUCUUAGGAGUGAAAGCGCAGAACGGGACCCUUUGGACUUGAAGGGUGCCUUUGGCAUAAGACAGAGAAAGGAAUUUUCCUCAUCUGCAACAUCCUCAACAUCUCUAGGAGACACAGACCGCAGUGCUGCCAGUGACAAUGCCUCUUCAGACUGGUUGCCUAUAUAUAGACAAGCUGCCAAGACUGAUGCACCCAAAUGUCCUUCUUUAUCUCUUACAUCCUGUUAUAAUCAGAGUGGAGAGAGGGUCGACAACACUAAAGCAAUCCCUGGAUUAGAUCAUUCCCAGAAUCCAGUUCCAAACAAAUCAACUUUGUCGAUUGAUUCCAAUAAAAUGAACGGUGCUACAGAAUCAGCUGCUGAAAUCCUUCAGAGGUUUGGCCUCAAAGAAGAUGACUUGAAAGAACUUCACUCUUACCCUAUGGAUCAGAUAACUCCUCAAAGUCUUUCUUACAUUUUGCAGCAGAUUUAUAUUCAAAAGCAAAAAAGAGCUACAGGAAAGCCUUCUGAACCCCAUCCUCAACUACGAAGCAUUCUGAAGACGAGUAAAGGGAUUGACUAUCGGCAUUCUGAGCUUGAAAAGAACAGCAAUGAUAGCAGUCAGAGUGUAGACAGCUUUCAAACAGAUAAGGUUAGUACAGAUGCUUUGGAUUCAGAUAUGACUUCUUUAAUAAAAGUGGUACGUGACCCGUCUGAACGACUGGAGGCUAAGUCCUGUGAGAGGAUGACAAAACUUCUCCCAAAUAAAGUCCCAAAAUGUUCUCCUUUAAAAGAACCAGAGAAAGGUCACCUGGUGAUGUCUAAAUCCCCCAAAUCCUCCCCCCGAGUCUCUGGUCUUCUUAACUGUCAUUUAGAUCCUAAACGUUCGAAGAAAGAUCCUGUUAAAAUGAAAAUAAAUCAGACGGUGGUCAAUAAGGACAAGUCAAAGCAGCUGACUAAUCAGAAGUCUGCGAGUGAGAAAACUGGUUUUCAAACUCACAUUGGGACACAUCGACUGGAUGAUCAAAUGUUAAAGACUCCAAAAGAAUUGAGACAUCAAGGUUCUGCUGAAGCAGUGUCGAGCAAACCGGCUGAAGUCCAGGAGUCUUUUGCAAAACCUCUGCCAACACUUAGUGAGAUUGACGACUACGAGGGAGUCCGACCGAGCAAAUUUCCGCAUACGUGUUCUCUCUGUGUCAAGAAAAUUGAGACCUUAUCGGUUUGGCACAACCACAUGGCAAACAAGAACCACCUAAAGAACGUCGAAAUCUUCAAGAUAAAAUACCCUCAUUGGAUUGGUCACACAGAAACUUUGCACAGCAAAAAUACCAAAGAAGGGUCUGCCAUAUGUGACGGUUCACAACAUCGUCAACAAAAAAGCAAACCAGAGAGCAGUUCCCACUCAAAUGGCACCAGCAGCAAUCCAGGUUUUGAGGGUCGAAGGGAGGAGUCCGGUAGCGGUUCUCGGGCUAAAGACACAGUGCGGAGAUCGCGUUCCCACUCACACAGCCCCGGGUCAAACCAAAGGUUGAAGAAAAAACAGCUCAGCUCCAGAAGCAGAUCCCCUUCCAACUCUCCUGCGGACUCCCAUCAAGUAAAAUACACUCCAGAGUCAGCAGCUAAGAUUCUUCAGAUAAUUGGACUUGAGAAAGAAGACUUAGAAGAGCUUGACUCCUAUGCAGAGGAUCAGGUCACUCCUGAAAAUCUACAUCUGAUUUUGCGUCAGAUUUUCCUAAAAAAGAAGAAAAAAGCCAAAGCUACAGAAAGCCCCUCUGAACCAAAACCUAACACAAGUGUGACUUCAACCGACAGUUUAAACAGACCUGAGACAUCUUUGAAAAAAAGGCCUCUGAAACCACUUAAAGGGACCAACGACAAGCUUUCUUCUAAUUCUAAUAUUGUUGAAGAUAAGUUAAAGCAGAGCAGUAAGGAAAGCAACAAGACAGGCGGAGAUAUUUUACCUCUGGAUAAUCCUUUGCCCAAUCCUUGUAAGAAGAAAAAGCUGCAAAAAAAUGUGAAACACAUCAAAACUAACAAUUUGGACUCAAAGAAUCGGCCCGUGAAUAAACCAGAUGGUGAUCAGAAUAAAAAACUGAAAGACAAACUGAAAAAUAAGCUUGCAAAGCCUCUCAAGGUCAAGCAAAUUGCUUCAAAACAACCUCAGUCUGGUGCAAUGUCAGCGUCAAAAUUGAAAAAAGAGGCUUGUCCCAGCGGUUCAGAUCCAAAAAGUACAAAGAAAAAAAGUCAAGGUAAAAGAGCAAUAGCUGUUGUAAAGGAGCCAAAGGUCCAGAUGGAGAAAAAAAACACGAAAAAAAAGCUGAAAAGGAAGAAUCCACAAAGUGUUAAAGGUGAAUCCAAGGCUAGGAGGGCUUCCCCAUGCAUUUCUCCAAGCAAACCAGCCCUUAUUAAAGGCUCGUUGUCCAAUUACUUGCCAACGCUAGCCAUGAUUAAAGACUAUGCAGCAGCCACGCCGAGAACCUUUCCACAUACCUGCUCUAUCUGCAACAAGGAAUGUCCUUACAUGCAGGAUUGGCUGUUUCACCAGAACAGCAGCUUUCACCUUGAGAGCUGUGGAAUCCUCCGGGCCCAAUAUCCACAAUGGGAUGGAGACGUUCUUCCGAUACUCUGUGCCGACAGUCGUUCACCAUCACUCAGCCCUCGUCAUUAUUACGGCUCAGAGAGUGGAAGAAUCCGAUCCAGAAGUCGUUCCCGCUCUUCUUCAUGCAGCUUGCCCUCUCACCAUUCCCCGGAUGGCCGACUGUCAAGGACCAGGUGCAGAUCACGGUCCAGCUGCCACCGCCGCAGUGGGUCCAGAAGCAGAAGAAGGAGGAGCAUCAGCAGAUCCAGAUCACCUUACAGCUAUAGAUACGCUCAGAGAUCUCAGUCUCUCAACGCAAUGGAGUAUCCCGCUCCACUCAGUGUUGCUCACAUUCAAGAAGCCAUGGGAGACGGUCCUCCUCCGGUACGAGAGACCAAAAAUAAACCUUAUUAUGACAAACCUACAGGGGUUGAUUGUCCACAGAGAGGAGUGAGGAAAAUAGACAUGAGUAACAUCAGAGUUUUGACAGGAUGAAGUCAGCAUCCUCUUCACCAUUCAGCAGCAUCAUCAACCAGGACCUUAUAAAUAGGAUGGAAAUGAUGCCCACUCCCUGCCUAAUCAUUGGUUGCAGUUAAAACACAAUUUGAUACACAGUUUUUAUGUUUUAUAAGAGUUUAAUAAACAAUAUAUGCAAAACUUUUUCUCUUUA